Amblyraja radiata (thorny skate) is the source of this 2163-nucleotide messenger RNA. RefSeq names its product lysine (K)-specific demethylase 8 (gene kdm8). The coding region runs from base 527 to 1747 and encodes 406 amino acids. Gene Ontology annotation, cellular component: nucleus. The transcript has 9 exons. Lineage: Eukaryota; Metazoa; Chordata; Chondrichthyes; Rajiformes; Rajidae. The record is from RefSeq and is a predicted model, not a curated record. Gene Ontology annotation, molecular function: histone H3K36 demethylase activity.
UCAGAAGUCGUGCUCCGCUGGUGACUCGGAUGAGGGGGGGGUGAAGGAGCAGGCGCAAAAUGGCGUUUAUGAUGCCGGGAGGACACAGAGGGUGAUGACGGAAGGAUGCUUUUCUGAUUGGAAGCCUGUGACAAACAAUGUCCCCCAGGGAUCAGUGCCAGGACCUUCGAUGUUUGUGAUUCUAUUAACAAUUUGGAUGUGAAUGUCGGAGAAUCAUCGAUAAAGAAGGGUUUGAAGAAGGGUAUCGAGGCAAAAAGUCACCUAUUCCUUUUCUCCAGGGAUGCUGCCUGAUCCGCUGAGUUACUCCAGCAUUUUGUGUCCAUCCGCAAGCAAUGUCCAGUGAGCCAGUAAAGAUUUGGACAAGUCACGCAGCACAGUCUGUGUUGCUGUCAUAACGCAUUACUCAAUCUCGGUCUACAUUUUUUCCAGCACCAGUUUUGAAACUGCUGAUUUUUUUGCAGAUUUGAUCAUCUCCUUCAGUUGGCCAUUUUCGCAUCAAACUGUCUUUGGAGAAAGUCAUCAAGAGAUGCCCAACAUAUGGGCUGAAGUAAUGGCAGUUUUGCCACCCAAAUUAGAGGACAUCAACUUGAAGUUCAACAAAAUAGUGAGCGAGAGUCUUAUUUUCUUACUAAAGCAGGCAGCAAUGUUACUGUAUGAAGGUCAGGACAUUGCCGAAUGCCUGCAGAUGAGUCAGACUAUUAUAGACUACUCCUGGGAGAAGCUCAACGUUGGAACUUGGAAGGACGUGGACAAGGAGUGGAGGAGAGUCUUUUCAUAUGGCUGUCUCUUUAAGGCUGUGUGCCUGUGCAAGGAUGGAUCAGCAUUUAGAGAAGCAAUAGAAACAUGUGACAAAGGGUUGUUGAUGGGAAUGGCCAUAAUGGACAACAUCCUCAUCAGACUGGUUAAAGUCCUUCAGAAUCACAAUAAACCUAAGAAGAGAUCUCUAGAAGAUGUUGGAUCACAUCAGAAUUCCUGCCAAAAGAGACUGCAGGCUGCUCUCCCUUUGAUAAAGGAGAUCCAAACUGGAAUGGAAGUUCCAAGGGUCCAUUGCCCUUCACUGGAACGUUUCCGAGCUCAGCAUCUCAUUCCGCACAAGCCUGUCAUACUGCAGGGCAUUGUUGAUCAUUGGCCUGCUGUGAAGGACUCCAAAUGGAGUGUGGAAUACAUCCGAGAGAUUGCAGGCUGCCGCACUGUCCCCGUGGAACUGGGCUCUCGUUACACAGAUGAGGCAUGGUCCCAGACUCUGAUGACUGUGGGCGAGUUCAUUGACAAGUACAUACUGCAUCAGGAGGAGGGGAACCCCAUUGGAUAUCUAGCUCAGCAUCAGCUGUUUGAGCAGAUCCCAGAGUUGAGGCAGGAUAUCCACAUACCAGAUUACUGCUGUCUUGGUGACAAGGAUGAAGAUGAGAUCACCAUUAACGCCUGGUUUGGGCCAACGGGAACGGUUUCUCCUCUGCACCAGGAUCCACAGCACAAUUUUCUGACACAGGUGGUGGGACAGAAAUACAUCCGCCUGUAUUCGCCAGAAGAAACCCCAAAGCUGUAUCCCCACCCAACACAUCUUCUACACAACACCAGCCAGGUGGAUGUGGAAAAUCCAGACUUGGCGAAUUACCCAGAGUUUGAAUUGGGUAAUUUCCAGGAAUGCAUCCUGAACCCAGGAGAAGUCCUUUUCAUCCCAGUGAAAUACUGGCAUUAUGUAAGGUCUUUGAAUAUCAGCUUCUCCGUCAGUUUCUGGUGGUCCUGAUUGUUGCUCGUAGAAUGUAAAACAUCGAGCUGUGUGAGAAUGCAUGUGAAUUCUAAAGCCAUAGGUGGAUACAUCAGCAAUUGACCUGACAUGGGAAGAGAUGCAGAGACUUAGGAAGAGAUUGAAAAGAACAAAGCUGGGUGGGAUCUGCAGAAAGUUGCAUGGCCAGUGAGUAAAAGGUGGCGACAUGCAGAGUUUUGACCAUUACUGUGCCAGAAAUCACAAUUUCCCUGUGCAGCAGCUAAAGCUUCCACAUUAUACUGCAGUUCAUUAUCGGGAGCAACUCAAUUGCAAUGCAGCUGACCCCAUGGGUGGAGAUUUCUACACGACUAACUAUGUUCAGUCCCACCUCCAGGCAGCUGCUAGUUCAGAUUGAAUAAGGAAGACGGGCAAACUCAAAGACUUUGAGACACUUU